Messenger RNA from Salvia miltiorrhiza (redroot sage), 1128 nucleotides. RefSeq lists its product as uncharacterized. Bases 1 to 1128 code for a protein of 375 amino acids. The transcript has 2 exons. NCBI's taxonomy places the organism in Eukaryota, Viridiplantae, Streptophyta, Magnoliopsida, Lamiales, Lamiaceae. The record is from RefSeq and is a predicted model, not a curated record.
AUGAUUGGAAGAUUGCUUCUCAGAAAAGGGGAAAAACCUAGGUUGGUUUCGGAUCUGAAGAAAGAACUACAGAUGUUAUGGCAGCCAAAGUCAGAUUGGAAGCUUAUCCCAAUGAGCAAAGGUUUCUAUACGAUAAAGUUCACCACUGCCGAGGAUAAAUUUAACGCUAAGCGCAAGAGCUCUUGGAAUCUUGUUUCGGGCACGCUCAGGCUUCGAGAUUGGAUUAUAUCGAGUAUUGGCAACUCGGUGGGUGUUCCUAUUAAAGUGGAUGGAGCUACGGCGGAUGGGGAUGUUGGACACUUUGCUAGGGUUCUUGUGGAGGUGGAUUUAGCUCUUCCUUUACCGGACUCAAUUCACGUCGACUGUCCGGAUCAGUCCUUCUAUGUGGAGGUUGGCUUUGAGCAACUGCCGUACUUUUGCACCAAAUGCAAAAUCACGGGUCAUACUUUGGAUAAUUGCUUUAAAAGGAAGGUGGAAAGAGGGAUAGAGCAACAGAAGAAGCCCAUGGAAGGGAAUGUGGUGGACGCUGCCAAAGAGAAAAGCAAGGGCGAUGAGGAAUUACAAUUCGGGAAGCCGAAAUCUGCUUGGCAACCCAGAACUGAUAAGGAAAUAGCGAAGCCUUCGGAGAACAGAUUCAAUGUGUUGAAUUCUCAGCAUGUUUCCGGGCCGGAUCUUUUGGAAGCGAUCACUAUUCCUGUCAGCGAGAAUGAAGUUCAGCAGAUAGAGCAGGAACAUAUUUCUUCGGAACAGACUUCAGAUGAAGAGGAGGUGGAAACUAUCGAGAUGGAGCAGAAUCCUAAUAGCUUAGGAGAAGAGCAGCAGGCUGCACAGCCGGAUAAAGCCAUAGAAAGGGAAUUGGAGUCCCCGGUUGAAAGAAUAGAAGCUGCUGAUACUUUGGAAAAAGGACAGACUGAUUUAGUCUUGAGUGAGACUAAGGCUCGGAAUCGAGAGGAACUGAACAUUAAGGUCAAUCGAAUUGCUAACUUGGUGCAAAAUAAGAAUGCAGAGGGCUUAAACAAGGAUAAGGAGACUUUGCAAACAGCAAAGAAGAGAGGCAGGCCUCUGGGAUCAGCUCGAGUUGAACGUAAGCCAGAUCAAUCCACUGAUAACAUAAAAUGUCGUCUCUGA